Thermothielavioides terrestris NRRL 8126 is the source of this 1098-nucleotide messenger RNA. RefSeq lists its product as uncharacterized. Bases 1 to 1098 code for a protein of 365 amino acids. Lineage: Eukaryota; Fungi; Ascomycota; Sordariomycetes; Sordariales; Chaetomiaceae. Gene Ontology annotation, molecular function: oxidoreductase activity, acting on paired donors, with incorporation or reduction of molecular oxygen. The record is from RefSeq and is a predicted model, not a curated record. The transcript has a single exon.
AUGCCUGCUGAGUUUAUCAGUCUUUGUUUUCCAAACCCCUCGACGGAGCUUAAGCCGAUACCGAACCUCGGAGUUGAUCCCGAGUAUCUUGUGCGGUAUGCGCGGACCCUCGACGAUGCCGGCUUCAACUACACGCUAGUGCCAUAUGACUCGUCGUUUCUGGACCCCUUCACUAUCGGGGCCACCAUCGCUGCCGUGACGAAGCAUAUCAACAUCAUCAUCGCUCUCCGUCCCAACACGAUGUAUCCGACUGUGGCAGCCAAGGCUCUAGCCACGCUCGACCAGCUCAGUAAUGGCAGGGCGGUGGUGCAUUUGAUCGCCGGCGGCAGCGACAGCGAGCAGGCCCGCGAGGGAGAUUUCCUCACCAAGGAUCAGCGCUACGGCCGUAUGGAGGAGUACAUCCGCAUCCUGCGCCGUGCGUGGCAGUCGCCCGAACCUUUCGACUGGGACAGCCAGUACUACAAGUUCAAGCAGUUCAGGAAUCUGGUCCGGCCCGUCCGCCCAACGGGAAUUCCGAUCUCGGUAGGGGGCUCAUCAGCUGAGGCGUACCGAGUGGGCGGCUCGCUAGCCGAUAUCUUUGGUCUCUGGGGCGAGCCGCUCAAGGAAACGCGGGAGCAAAUCGACCGCAUCUACGCCGAGGCUGCGCGUGCCGGACGCCCGGAAACCGACCGGCCACGGAUCUGGGUGACGUUCCGGCCCAUCAUUGCGGAAACGGAGGAGCUCGCAUGGGCAAAGGCCCACCGCACGCUCGAGCUCCUCAAGCAGAACAAGAGGGAGGGCAGCGACGUCCCGCGGCAGAACGUGGGCUCACAGAGGCUGUUGGACAUUGCUUCCCGCGGCGACGUCCAAGAUCGCGCCCUUUGGUACCCUACAGUGACCGCCACCAAUGCUCGUGGCGCGUCGACCGCUCUCGUCGGGAGCCCGCAGACCAUCGUGGAUUCGAUCUUGGACUACAUCGAAUUGGGAGCGGACCUCAUAUCCAUCCGUGGCUACGAUAACCUGAAUGACGCGAUUGACUACGGCCGGUACAUUCUCCCUCGUGUGCGUGAGGCUCUUGCUGAGAAGGAAAAAAAUGGCAGUGCUGUCAAUGGUGAUUGA